Molecule: messenger RNA, 2104 nt
Organism: Dipodomys spectabilis (banner-tailed kangaroo rat)
Lineage: Eukaryota; Metazoa; Chordata; Mammalia; Rodentia; Heteromyidae
Gene: Tsen2
Product: tRNA splicing endonuclease subunit 2
Exons: 12
Coding region: 95-1426 (443 amino acids)
Biological process (GO): tRNA splicing, via endonucleolytic cleavage and ligation; tRNA-type intron splice site recognition and cleavage
Cellular component (GO): tRNA-intron endonuclease complex
Molecular function (GO): nucleic acid binding; tRNA-intron lyase activity
Source: RefSeq, a predicted model, not a curated record
CUCUGCUUGACGGCAGCGGCGUCGGCCCCCCGGGCACCGGCGUUACCAGGUAACGGCCGGCGCGCGGGGAAGAAGCAGAACACAGCCCUGAAGAAUGGCAGAAGCAGUCUUCCAUGCCCCAAAGAGGAAAAGAAGGGUGAAUGAGAGCUACGAGUCUCCGUUGCCCAUCCCGUUCUGGCAGGACCCCGGUCCCAGGCAGGGAUGCCCACAGCUCCACGCCGAGCUCAUCAACAGCAGGGUGAUCGUGAGGCGCUCGGAGGACAUGAAGCAGCUGUACGGGAAAGGCUACUUUGGAAAAGGCGUUCUUUCCAGAAGCCGGCCAUGCUUCACGGGUUCAGAUCCUAAGCUGGUUGCCACAUGGAAAGACAUGAAGACACGCAUGCCUAUAAUCACGUCAAAGAAGUAUGAGCGUCGUGUGGAAUGGGCCACGGCGGUCAUGCGGAGACAAGGCCAGGAUGAGAGCACAGUGUGCGAGAUCCUCAAGGAGUUCACAAAACCUCUUGGACAUCCUUGCACAGGGAGGAGCGAAAAGUGUGAACAGUGCGAUGCCCGCGGCUCCCAGGUUGCCUCCACCCUGUGCCACACAGCAGAGACCCAGGGCCCCUCUGUGAUGAAUGGAGACUCUGGACAGCGGGGUGGGCACCCUGAUGGCCUGCAGGAGAGCUCUGGCCACGACCUGCUUCCUGCACACCACCUCGAGGGACCCAUGGUAGAGGACACGGCAGCUCUGCCCCGAGAGCCCCUCAGCGCCCAGAGCGGACACCAGUCAGCAGGACAGAGGGGGUCCGAGCCUGAAUACGUGCUCGUGGAAGAAGGCGUGUGUGAUGAGCAGCAGGAGGCAGGCACCCCAGCAGAGGAAUGGGUGCACAGGCGGAGAUUAACAUGCCGGAGGAAUCCAUAUAGGAUCUUUGAGUAUUUGCAGCUCAGCCUGGAGGAGGCCUUCUUCCUUGCGUAUGCCCUGGGAUGCCUGAGUGUUCACUAUGAGGAGGAACCUUUAACACUUGUGAAGCUCUGGCGCGCGUUCACCGCCGUGCAGCCCACCUUCAGGACCACGUACAUGGCUUACCACCACUUCCGAAGCAAGGGCUGGGUGCCCAAGGUGGGGCUCAAGUACGGGACGGACCUGCUGCUGUACCGGAAAGGCCCUCCGUUUUACCAUGCAAGCUACUCGGUGAUCGUGGAGCUGGUUGAUGACUGCUUUGAGGGCGCCCCCCGCAGGCCAUUCAGCUGGAAGUCCUUGGCUGCGCUGAGCAGAGUGUCAGCCAGUGUCUCCAAGGAGCUUCUGCUGUGUUAUUUGGUGAAGCCCUCCACCAUGACUGAGGAGGAAAUGGGGUCCCCGGAGUGCAUGAAGAGAAUUAAAGUUCAGGAGGUGAUCCUCAGUCGCUGGGUUUCUUCACGAGAGAGAAGUGACCCGGAUGAACUUUAGUGACCCAGUGCAGCCUCCCCGUCUCCUGCCAGGGCCCGGGCGGGUGGGUAGAAUGUCCUGUCCUGGAGCUGAAGCUUUAAAGGGCGGCAUGCACACCACAGAAGCCUUGGUUUUGGAAAGGACUGCAGACUCCACCCGAGCGCCCGCCGUCCCUCCUCCUGCGCUGUGGAAGUCGGAGUUGGCGAGUCCAGCCCCACCCAGCUCCGUGAUCUGGGCACAAGCGGAGUUCCUGUCACCCUGUCCUGGGAGGUGGCACCGGCAGUCCCCUGGGAAAGCUCUUCUCUGGGGACCUGAGCGCGGUCACACACGGAGCACGGGAGCAGAUGCGGACUCAGGGCCCCACGUCCCACCGCUGUAAAUGGAAAGGCAGGAUGUGUGUCUCCUGUACCUGUGGGCUUGGCGCUAACCCGAGCACUGGAGAGCCGCUUUCCGAGUCCGCCUGCCGUCUGUCAGCUACUGCAGCGCUGGCUCUCCACGGUGCCCCGUCGUCUGCCCAGCGCAGCCAGGCCUGCGUGUUCAGAGACCCGGACCAAGCCAGCGCGCGGGGAACGUUCCGGGAGGAGGGUGAGCGGGCGUCCCCUUUAGUGAAAGAGUCAAAGACGGGGUGUCCGCGUGAGGAGCAGGGCUCGCCGGGCUCGGCUUCUGCUGGCUGCGAGCCGGAGCUGUCACAGCCCCGCG